UUAAAAAAUAAUAACUAGUCGGGGUCUUGGUGCACUUUCAGAUGACUUCUGCCUCCUGAGGGAGAUUUGCGCACGUUUUGCGCCAGUUUGAGGGAUGUUUUAGAGACAAUUUGUGUGAGGGGCAUUUUGGAGCGAGAGGUCGAAGCCCUGAUAAUGCGGAGAGAGCAAAGAGUUUGUGGGCAUGAACGCAGCGCAGACGGACCCUGACAAACUCCUCACGUGGAUUGAGUGAUUGCUGUUUCAUUUGACAUUUAUUUCCUGCAAUCAGAGGAUUUUUUCUCCCCUUUUCCCUCCGCAGCUGUGCCUUAAAAUUGUGGAUUAAUUCAGGGAUGCGAGGAUUUUUGGAGGCGCGUCUUAAUUUUGGAGUUGACUGAGGAGGAUAUUGUUUUUUUUUUUCCUUUUCUUUUCCUUAUCAUUCUUUUUUUUUUUUUCUUAACACUUAAGCCUGGCUCCAGGAUCGAGAGAAGAGGAUUAACCCUUCGUGAAGGUGGAAGUAAUAAUUCUAACAAUCUAAGUGGACCCAAACUCAUCCUCCUGGCUGCUGAAUCCAACAUGAAGUCUGUCACAGUGUGGAUGUGCGUUUCCGUCUUUCUGCUUCUCUUAGAUGACACAGUGAGUUCCUGGGGUGGUUCAUCUGUUUUGUCCACAUCUUUAGCCAACAACAGCCCUGGAUCCUCCACCACUGUGUCUGGGAGCGAACCUCAGCCAGAAUGGGUAGACUGCGUCCAGGCAAGUGAGCUGUGUAACCAGAACCCUCACUGCAGCUCACGGUAUCGGGUGAUGCGCCAGUGCCUCGUGGGUAAGGAGAAGGACUCCAUGCUGGACACCAACAGAGAGUGCCAGGCCGCCUUGGAGGUGUUGCUGGUUAGUCCACUGUACGACUGCCGCUGCAAGAGAGGCAUGAAAAAGGAACUGCAGUGUCUGCAGAGCUACUGGAGCAUCCACAUGGGACUCACUGAAGGUGAGGAGUUCUAUGAAACAUCUCCGUAUGAGCCCGUCGCACCCGUCCGCCACCCUGAUGCAUUCCGCUUGGCCUCCAUCAGUUCAGGGAUGCACACCGUCGCCCUGAAAGGUUUGCACUGUCCCGAUGCUGGCAAACCCUGCAACCCCUGCCUCGACGCAGCCAAAGCCUGCAACUUGAACAGCGUCUGCAAGAAGCAACGUUCUACCUACAUCUCCACCUGCAGCAAGGGGGACCACAACAAGGGGGAAACCUGCAACCGAAAGCGCUGCCACAAGGCGCUGAGGCAGUUCCUGGACCGGGUGCCCACCGAGUUUAGCCACCGGCUGCUGUUCUGCCCAUGCCAACAUGAAGGCUGCUCUGAAAGACGCAGACAGACCAUCGUGCCUGACUGCUCCUUCAAAGAUAAGGUCAUACCCAACUGUCUGGAGCUACGGAGGGUCUGCCGGCAGGACCCACUGUGCAGGUCUAGACUGGCUGAUUUCCACAUGAACUGUCUGGAGACGCAGCAUACAGUGAGCAGCUGUCCCAAUGAAGACAAUUACCAAGCCUGCUUAGCUCCUACGCGGAGGCUCAUCGGGACAGACAUGACACCCAACUAUGUGGACAGCAGUUAUUCCAACUGGACAGUCUCUCCAUGGUGCACAUGUAAGGGAAGUGGAAACCAAGAAGAGGAAUGUGUGAACUUCCUGCAUGACUUCACGAAAAACACAUGCCUGAGAAAUGCCAUCCAGGCCUUUGGUUAUGGGGCAGACAACAUGCAGAACAAAGACGUGUCCAUCUCAGGCUCCUCAGUGACAGCGAAGGCGAGGAUGGAUGGGUCAACAAGCACCUCAGAACCUCCUGAUAUCUCCAAUGGCAUCAAGCCAGGAAACGAGGUGCUAGGAAAGCCUCUCGUGGAACCCAGCAGCGGUUACGGUGGCCUGAGCCCACCCCAGGUCCAGCCAGAGGAUCAGUCUGCCUGUCUGUGUGCCAGCAUCUGGGCUCUGUUUCCCACCCUUGCUUUGGCUCUCAUCCUGGCCCAGCAUGCCUUAUAGGAACGCCAGGAGGAGACACACACACACACACACAUACACAUUAACACACAAUAAAUAAAUAAAUAAAUAAAAAAGAGGUCAUCCACCCACAAGUUGAUCCCAAAAGCAGAAGGUGUUAUUUUUGAGACUGAUAUCAAGGAGACUUGAAUCUCUAUGGGGAAUUGUCAAAAAUGGCACUCACGAAAAGCUAAAA
This is a messenger RNA of Thalassophryne amazonica, 2191 nucleotides long. Its product is annotated as GDNF family receptor alpha-2-like. The transcript has 8 exons. Gene Ontology annotation, cellular component: external side of plasma membrane; signaling receptor complex. Gene Ontology annotation, biological process: nervous system development. The coding region runs from base 553 to 1998 and encodes 481 amino acids. Lineage: Eukaryota; Metazoa; Chordata; Actinopteri; Batrachoidiformes; Batrachoididae. The record is from RefSeq and is a predicted model, not a curated record. Gene Ontology annotation, molecular function: signaling receptor activity.